AGAAAGUUUGCAGAGCAGAGAACAACGAAAACUGUUGAAUUGGACUAAAUAAAAUCAAAACUAAAUUUGAAACAAUGUCCGAAGGAAUUAGGCGCAGUGAACGCAUCCGUCGCAUCCAAAUCCAGAGAUCCAGGGCCCUCAAUGCGAAUUUUGCAGGUCAAACGGAUCGAGCUGUCUUUUUUCUGAGUACAUUAUCUCCGCCGUUAUUGAGGCCCCGGAUCACUAUACUUUGUGGUCGUGCGGAAUUGGAUCGCUCCCACUUCUUGCCGCUUCGUUCGCCCCAUCGCCGGAAUGCUGAUACCAUGGUGCAGUCGGUCCAUUUGGUGGCACAACCAGGAGCCGUACCUCCGCUUUCUGACAGGGUUCAGUACGUCACAAUGGCAAGGGAUAUCCCCUGGAGAAACAUUCGCCAGGAGGACUUAAAUGGAGAAGUACUACUGGUCAUGAUCGUGGACAGUUCGCUGGAAAUCCUAAUGCGCCACCAUCCUGCCAGAGCGCUUUCAAUCCUACUCAGAUGUGCUGCCUACUUCCUCUAUUAA
Molecule: messenger RNA, 539 nt
Organism: Drosophila rhopaloa
Lineage: Eukaryota; Metazoa; Arthropoda; Insecta; Diptera; Drosophilidae
Exons: 1
Coding region: 75-539 (154 amino acids)
Source: RefSeq, a predicted model, not a curated record